AUGGAAGCUUCUACUCAGCUCAAAAUCUCCAAUUCUAUUGGUAUUGGAGGUAGCUAUGAUGAAAAGGGUUUAGAGAUAUAUAACCAUGACAAGGUGUCACCUGAAGCUGAUCCGGCUGUGCACAUGUCAGUUUCCAAAGCAGAGAAGCGACUCAAAAAGCUCGAGAGGGAUUAUCAACACACCUACGAGAAUUACAUAGAAGCGCGAUCAAACAGGUAUAGGUUCUACAUUGAGGCAAAACAUUCUAACUAUCGCAGUGACCAGGCUGGAAACUCUAUCAAAUAUUACAAGAAGCUGCGAGAUCAACUGCAGAAUAAUCUUGACAAAAUGAAUAAAGCAGAAGAAACAACAAGAGGAACAGAAAUGCCUGAAUACUGCAAGCAAGCCUCAGUGCUGCACAGUUGUAAAAGCUUGGCCCAGGAAAAGAGGAUACUGCAACAGAUAGAAGAAAGACCAAGCCAUCAGAAAAACAGUGACCUGAGUCAAGAAACAAUCCAUCUCACGAAAAUAAACUGGGAGUUCAAAUACAGUCAAAGUAGAAUUCCAAAAGGUAGCAACAGCAAAACAGUACAUGAUCUACUGAGGAGAUUUAAAGACACAGAGAAGUUGAGGGAGAAAGCUAUUAUUGCCAAUGGUGAACUUGUCAACAACACAACAAGUCAGGACACUUUGAAAACAUCUAUCGAGAUGGAAAUAAAACUUCUGGCAAAGGUAAUCAAAAAGCUUGGAAAAGAAACAUGGGGAGAGACAAGGAUCUGGACUGAUAAUGGCCACGAGGAAAAGAUCAGGCACCUAGAGAAAAAAUGUGAAUGGAUAUGCGGAAAAUGGGAUGAAGAAAAGAAGUAUAUUCUAGGUUUGAAGAAAAAUACAUGAGGCGUUGUAACUUGUAAGCUUGUAAUACGUCCCGCUAGAAUUUUAAUGAUCAAUUUGCAUUGUUUCUUCUCGCUGUAUUAUUUUGGCUC
Capsella rubella is the source of this 962-nucleotide messenger RNA. RefSeq lists its product as uncharacterized. The record is from RefSeq and is a predicted model, not a curated record. The transcript has 5 exons. Lineage: Eukaryota; Viridiplantae; Streptophyta; Magnoliopsida; Brassicales; Brassicaceae. The coding region runs from base 1 to 873 and encodes 290 amino acids.